Molecule: messenger RNA, 503 nt
Organism: Camelina sativa (false flax)
Lineage: Eukaryota; Viridiplantae; Streptophyta; Magnoliopsida; Brassicales; Brassicaceae
Source: RefSeq, a predicted model, not a curated record
UUUAAUUUUAUUUUUAGUGCUUUCUCUUGCUAUUUCUAAAAGAAACAGAACAACUAAAACUUGUCUAGCAAAAAAUCUCUGAAAGAGCAGCUAUGGGAGAAUGUAGACCUCUAGGCUUCUUACUAGGAUUACCAUUUGCUCUUGUUGCCCUCGUUCUCUCUCUCGUUGGUGCUGUCAUCUGGAUCAUUGGGACAAUAUUGAGUUGUUUGUGCCCAUGUUGCUUCUGUUUCGCUGCGCUGGCCAACUUCGCUGUGUCUCUCAUCAAACUUCCUGUCAAUGUCCUCCGUUGGUUUACCCACUCCAUUCCUUGUUAACAGCCAGAAGAAACAAGAACACUUCUUUCAUCUUAUUUUUAUUAUUAAUGUUCUUCCUAUUUGUUUUUUUGUUUUUUGUUUUUUAAAUUAUUUACUAAUUAUUAUUUCUUUCAUUCCUUCUUCUUGUGAUUAUGUGUAAUUUUCUCUUUGUUUUUUAAAAAUUAAAAAAUAAAUUAGUUAACUGCUUAA